Molecule: messenger RNA, 1650 nt
Organism: Fonsecaea monophora
Lineage: Eukaryota; Fungi; Ascomycota; Eurotiomycetes; Chaetothyriales; Herpotrichiellaceae
Exons: 6
Coding region: 1-1650 (549 amino acids)
Source: RefSeq, a predicted model, not a curated record
AUGACCCAUACAGAAGACGAUGGCUUCUUUGAUGUCACUCUUCUGAGCCAUCCGAUGGCACGGAGCAUAGAUGAGCUGUGGGCAGGCAAAACAGAUAUCAAAGAACGACGUCGACUACAAAACCGACUGAAUAGACGAGCUUAUCGGAAGCGCCAGGUUGAACAAAAGCUGCUUCGGGAGAGGACAAUGAAUGAGGCUGGCCCUGAAUCCCAAAAAGGCCGUCAUCAUCGAGCGUCCAGAAUCCCUGGGGUCGGCGUCUUCGCCCUCGCAGAGAAGGACAGCGUGACAUCAGAUGAACCAAUCUCCCUAAGCUCCUUGGUAUCUGCAGCUGGAAAGCUUUCUACAGGAGCCAACAAAAUCAUGUCAUUUGAAUCGUCGACCCUGUCAAGGGGUCAUCAGAUCAAUCUCAAGCUCGUGCAGUCAUGGUGUCGAAGAUUCGAAGAGUCGAUGUUGGGUGCCGGCUCUGUCGGCGUAGAGUUCAGUGAUGAAGAUGCCGCGGUGACAGAUUCGGAUCCUGUCGUGUUCGAAGAAAGCAUCAUCUGUACCAUGGACAUCCGCUAUCACACCUUCAUCCCCAACCCAGAAGAUCAGCUUCUCAACCUUAUGUACUACAACGUUUUCCGUGGACUGGCUAGAAACAUCAGAGCCUUGAAUAUGGAAAUGCACUUUAUGUCCUCCUGGGCUUCAGACAGCCCUUUUGUCACCGGUCAAAUUGACAUCUCCACGCUGCCACCGGAUUUCCAGCCGACAUACCUUCAACGAACCGUUUCGCACCACCCAUGUUUCGAUAUAUUCCCUGACCCCGUUGUGAGGGACAAUGCUAUAGAGCACUGGCAUACCUGGCAUGAGAUUGACCUUGCUCUGAGACAUGGUUGCGUGCUUUGGGGUGAGCCGGAUGUUGCAGAGAGUUGGGAGGUUACUCAGGGCUUUGCAGACGACUGGCCUUUUCUGGUCAAAGGCGCUUUUCGCCUUGAAGCCGCAACGAAUCGAUAUAGAGCGCUGCGAGGCGAACCGCCAAUUUUCUUUGCGUUUUGCACCUUUAAGAGAUAUUGGCACCAAGGAAGCACCGAGUCCCGUUAUUGUGUGCCUUUUGUUAUUGGCAAGGAGGAUUUUCAGUGGCUCGCAACGACGUACCUGACCCUUUUGAGUGCAGCCGACUUCCUCGAGCUUGUCAGUCCAACUCCUCAUUUCCAUCGUGCAUCGAACCAAGUGUAUGCUCUGGGGCCUGCCAAUCGUCCAGCCGAUGUCCACGAUGGUGCAGGGAGUGACACGUACAGAACCUAUUCUGGUGAUGGCUCAACGUCAUCUGGCUGGCCAGAAAUGGCGCAAUGGGUCUCAUUUGAGGACAUGGUCGUCGCGAACGAGAACAUUAUGCGGGUGUCGUUUGUCAAUCUGGGACCUGACAAUGGGCCUGACAACAGCAACGAAGAAAUCAGCCAGAUCUGGAAUGCAGUCCAGUCAGUUUUGUCCCAAACCAAUGUUGACCACCGCUUCAUCCUGGCAAUCCUUCUUCAGGAAUCCAACGGCUGCGUUCGAGUCCGCACGACCAAGAACGGUGUGCGCAACCCAGGGUUGACGCAGGCCCAUGACGGCGGCUUUGCGUCAAUGGAAACAUCCAGACUCCGUGUCCCGCUUUUGAGAUCGACAUGA